Molecule: messenger RNA, 1536 nt
Organism: Danio rerio (zebrafish)
Lineage: Eukaryota; Metazoa; Chordata; Actinopteri; Cypriniformes; Danionidae
Source: RefSeq
GUAAAACAUUGUGCAAUUGUGGUAGUUUGUUGUGAAUGUGGUCAUGUGACUUUAUUUUCUGGACACAAGCGGAGUCCCAGCUUCCUCUUAUCGGAGAAACUAAAGGUAAACAUUCAGUGAACUUGGACAAACCCAGUUCAUCUUCAUCAUUUCACAAGUGCAGUGAAGAAGCACCGAAGCAAGAAGCAGUGAAAACUGAUGAUGUGAGGGGUUUAAAGAGAAAGAGCCUCCACGAAAACAGCUUCAGCCCAAUGCAACGCUUCCGGAAGCAGCAUCUGAGUGUGACCCUCCUGUGUGACCAGACUUGGUGUGAGAUGAAGAGCGUUUACAAUCUUUUGAAGCCCCAUAUCAAGAGAAAAGAAAUGCAACGCACUGAGGUGCAAAUCGGACAAGAAAUUCAUUUAUCAAGGGAAUUGGAAAUACAGGAUGUUGUCCCAGUAGAUAUCCGCACUAGAGAGGAUGGAGAAGCCGUCAAACUUCUCAACAUGCUACACAUGAUCCCGCUGUUAGAAGCAGGACAGCGUGUGCGAGAGUUCCCCGUGUUUGGUGUGCAGGAAGGUGUUUUCAUCAUGGGGGUCAUUGAUGAACUCAUGUAUAACCAGAAGGGGGAGCUGGUGCUGAAUGAGCUCAAGACACGCAGACAGAACUCCUUGCCCAGUUCUGCACAAGAUAAAGUCAACUGCUUUCAGGGUUUUUUUCUUGUAAGGCACGGCUUUCGAAAAUGAUGACAUGAGACUCUGCUGGGUAGCUGCGCUGGUUUACUAACACUUGUUUAGGUGGGCCUGUAUAAAUUGCUCUUUGAUGGACUGGUCAGAGGGGAGAUGAAAAAAAAUCACAUUUUCGAUCACCUCAAACUGCGUUCUGCUCAAAUUCUCGGUGCAGGCGUCCAGGCUCAUGCUAAAAACCUUGGGGUUCAUGCCAGAACAUUUGAGGAGCUGGUUGAAACUUUGCUUAUAACAGUGUCAUGCUCUGAUCUUCCAUGUAUUGACCUGCUUCAGAUUGAAUACUUUCAUCAAGGCUCUAAUGGGCCCAUUGGGACAAGAGUGGCUCCUUUUGAUGAAGCCCAAAUACGGGGAGAGCUUCAGGGUUAUUUGUCCUACUGGACGGGACAGAGAGAACCUAAAGGGGUGGAUAUAGAGGAGGCCUGGAAAUGCAGAUCAUGCCUGUAUGAGGAGAUCUGCGAAUGGAGGAAGAACAGAUUUACAGUUUCUGACCAACAAGCGGCUCAUUCUAGCUCACACUUAUGAUUUUACAGAUCAUAUUUAUAUAUUUGAAUGUGCAGUGUUAAUUAAGCUUUUGACUUUUAUACCUUGAUUAAUGUUUUCUUGUUCUAUUGAAGCAUUUCUGUUUUUAAAUCAGGAUGUGAACAUUAUUGUGCAGCUCUAUAAUGACUGUGAUUGAAGUGCUUUGACUGAAUAAUGCACUAUUAAAGCCAUGAUGCAUUUUUUUGUUUAGUAUGGUAUGGUUUAGUAUGUUUUAUGGAAGCAGGCUGAAAGCUUUCUCUUGUUGUGUGCAUUAAAAGUUUUAGGCCACUUA